AUGACAAAUAAACAAGAAUUUCAGCAAGAAUUAAAAGAGAAAAUUAAGGAGGGAGUAAAACCUUCCGACCUAAAAAAGCAAAAAACAAACUCCACUCAAUUUACCCAUGGCAUUCCUACUCCUCCCCCUAGUCCUGUUUUAAAACCUACUAAAACCAACAAUCUAAAAGAAUUACAGCAGCAAGUCCAAUUCCAUGCUCGGGAGGCCCAGAGUUAUUUAUCUAGUCUAAAAAAAUUAACGGCUGAAAAUGAUAAUUUGAAAGAGGAGAUAAAAAAAAUAAAACCUACUAAAACUCAAACAGAAUUAGAAAAAGCCCUCCAAGAGGCUAAUGAGAAAAUAAGAAAAUUAGAACAAAAGAACGACCCCGAACAUAUUUUAGAAAAACACAAUCCUUAUAAAGAAAAAGUAAAGGAAUUAGAGACAAAAAUCCAAAAUCAAUACAAAACUAUUGAAAACCUCCAAAACCAAGCAAAAAAUAAAGAAAAAGACCAAGAACCAAAAUUUACUUGCUAUAAUUGUCAAAAAGAACAAGCAAUCUCCUUACUGGUCCUCAAAAUCCUCGACAAAGGCCCCUUAUAUUUAGAACAAAUCAUUUAUGAAUAUAUUCCUGCCACCAACACUACCGAGGAAUUAAAAAAAACCCUAGCCAGUGGAGGUUAUGGACUAUUAGCCAGCCCCAUUGCCAAACAUUAUUUUGACCGAUAUCAAUAUCGAACCUUUGAACCUCACGAGGAUAUUUUUGUUUCUACUUUUAAGACUAAUGUGAUUAAUGUCAUUAUUGAAGUUAGAAAAAAGGAAUAUUUCAAAAAUUACGACAACACCAAAAUAGAUACGGGCAAUAUUAAAAAUAUAGGCAGUAAUAAUCAACAAACUAACGAACAAAAACAAAUCAAUUCUCAAUCAGUACCCAUAUUUUCUAAUGUCGAUCUAACAUCAGGACAAUUUGGGGGAUUUCAAAGACAACAACAAUUAGCCAAUAAACAAACCGAACAAGGGCAAAAUAUUCAAUCGGGAAAUUUUAACAAAAAUACCUCACGACAAAAUUUAACUAGUAAAGAAUAUUAUCGGCAAAAUAAAGAUGCCAAUGUUUCAAUUACUAAACAGGAUGCUUAUGAAUUAAAUAACGAAACUUUACCUUAUUUAGAAAGAUUGAAAAUAGUCUUAAAUAAAACCGAAAAAGAAUAUAAGAAAUUGCCUGAUACUUCUAACCGAAAACCCCGAAUUGCUUUGAGAUUACAAAUUGCCGAAGGAGCCACGAAGGCUUAUAGUAAGGAGGAUUUAAAUUUACCCUCGGCCCAGGAAUUUCAAGCCCGAGUAAACGGAGAAGUAGAAGGAUAUCAAAAAGUUAUCGAUUUUUAUAAAGAAUACGGAGGAGAUAAACCCGAACAAUUAAUGAUUUGUUUAUUAGGUCCUCCUGGCCUGGGUAAAUCUUAUAUCAGCCAAAGUUUAGCCAAAGCCCUAAAUCGAGGGUUCCACAUUAUCUCCAUGAAUGGCAAACAAUCAGCCUCUAUCGUUUACGGCACCGACAUUAGCAAUCCAGGAGCCGAAGCAGGAGAAAUAGUAAAAGCCAUCAGUAAAAGGGAGGAUAGGGCCUGUGUCAUAUUUUUUGACGAAUUGGAAAAGGCUGGCAAAGAUGCUAAAAGAGCCGUUGGUAAUCCGACCGAUAGAACAGUGAAUAAAGAUUUCAAAGAUGACUUUUUUGAUUUUCCUACUCCUCUAAAUGAAAUUAUUUAUUUGGUAGCCAUUAAUUACCCCGAGGAUUUACCCGAUUUUGUGAGAGACAGAUUUCGAGUAAUCGAGGUUCCUCCUUUGCCUUACGAGCAGAGAUUAGAAGUAGUGAGAUUAGUUUUACGGGGCAAAUUAAAGCCGUUAAAUAAUGCCUUUCAAACUAUUUACGGAAAAAGGGAUGCUGACCGAAAACGACCACCUUGUCCUUAUGCUAGUGAUAGAAAUAAAGAACACCGAGAAAAUUGUGAGUAUUAUCGAUUACUGCCUUUGCCUGGCUCUUAUCAAAAAACUCGGGAGAAAUUAACAAAAUAUUGCCAAGAAUUAAAUGGCAAAUUGGAACAAAUAAUUAACUCUUUUACUAAUUAUUUUCAGCAAAAUAUUUAUCCUUUAUUGAAUAAUUUAGGAGGAGAUAAAACCCUAGCCUUUCGUUGUGAUAGACUUUUAAAGAACAAAAUAAUCGGAGAAAGCAGCAGUCUUUUUAAUGAUUUAUUAAUUUGUGAAUUAGAAUAUCGGCAAAUGCUAAAAUUUAAGGAUUUAUUGGGAGAAUUAGCCGACAAUUUAAACAAUCAGACCACUUUGGAUAAUCAGCAGCAAGAGAAUAUUUUAGCCGACAUUAAAAAAUUGAGGGAGGGAAAAAUUAAUCAGGCUAUUUGUCAAAGAUUUAUUUUCAAAUGGAAUAUUUUUAAAGAACAAAUCGAAAACUUUUUCUUAUUAGGCUCUGAAAAUAUUACUGGUGGUAAACCUUUUUUUCAGUUAGGAGCCAUUAAGGAGGAUAGUGAGAGAGGAUUGAUAGUGGCUACUCAAAAUAGAAAAGGAUUUAGUUUGAAUAAUCCUUAUUUAGGAGUGGAAUUUGGGGUAAGUAGAUAUACAAAGUGGAUAUUAAAACUAUAUAUUAUGCCAGGACUACAACAAAUUACUAACCAAGAAUUAAUUAAAGAAUUAGAAAUCCGAAUAAAAAACCAGCAAAUAAAAGGUGAGGAGAUGUUUUGGCUAUUAGAAAUAAAAAAAAAGCAAAGAUUAGCCGAAUACGAAGCAGCAGCCAACGAUCCCGAGGAAAAUGAGGAACUAGACCCAGCCGAAGGAGCCGAAAUCAAAAAAACUCGUCCGGUCGUGGUAGUCUCUAACAACGAACAAAAUGCUAAAAUCAAUCGGAUUUAUCCAACUUUUCAAGUUCCCGUUUAUCUAAAAGGAGAAUUGAGGAAAAUUAAAUGUGAACAAAUUAGAGCCGUGGGAAAACACCGAAUAAUUGGAAAAAAGAUUGCCAACUUAACUGAUACAGAAAUGGAAAAAGUAAAUCAGAUAAUUAAGGAAGUUUUGACAAAAAAUUCUGAAAAGCACUUAAUCAUUAUUGACUUAGACGGCACUGUUCUAAACAGCGAUUUUGCCACCCUCAACCAGAAAAAUAAAAAAAUUCUCCAAAAACUACAAGAGGCGGGGAAUAAAAUAGUUAUUGCCACUGGUCGGAAUUAUUUGUCGGCUUUGCCUUUUUAUAGAGAAAUUGGUUUAGAUACUUUUUUGAUUACCUACAAUGGAGCCUAUAUUGACCAUCCCUUAAAAAAACAUAGCCCUAUCAUGGCUAUUCUCCCUCUAGCUAACGAGACAGUUAAGAAAAUAUUAAAUGAAAAGAUUAUUAAAGAAAAUUUACUUAAUGUUUUAAUCGAUUCGGCUGACAAGGAAACCAUUUCGACAGGUGAGGAUAUUUACUACCAAGAAAUUUUUUUUAACGGCAAUACUUAUCAUGCGACUAAUGAUGCUUUACAACAUUUAGGAGACCGAGAUUGCUUACAAUUAGUCCUUGAAUUUAAAAAUGAUAAAGAGAAAAUUGACUCCAUUCGUUCGUUUUUAGGAGAAAAUUAUAAAGCGAGCGUGGACUAUUAUUCAGGAAAAAAAUUAAAAUCAGAAAAAGAAGGAGAUAAAAUUUUGGUGCCGGACCCUGAAAAAGUGAUUUUUAAAAUCCGCAGUUCAAAGGCUGAUAAAGCCGAGGCUGUGGCAAAACUAGCCGCUUAUUAUAAUAUUGACGAAUCACGGAUUAUUGCUUUUGGCAAUGAUGUUAAUGAUAUAAAAAUGAUUGAAAAUGUGGGGUGGGGUGUGGCUAUGUCAAACGGAAAUGACGAUUUAAAGCCUUACGCUCGCAGCAUCACUAGACUUGAUAACCACCGCGGGGGAGUAGCCGAAUAUUUAAUAAAGUAUUUUCAAAUGAGUUCUCAAAAUUAG
Messenger RNA from Racocetra fulgida, 3942 nucleotides. Lineage: Eukaryota; Fungi; Glomeromycota; Glomeromycetes; Diversisporales; Gigasporaceae. The record is from the annotation of a GenBank genome assembly.